UGACCCCAGGUGGAGCAUCCAAUCACAGAGUGUAUCACUGGCCUGGACCUGGUGGAGCAGAUGAUCAGGGUUGCUAAGGGUUACCACCUGAAAUACAAACAGGAAGACAUCCCAAUCAACGGCUGGGCCAUCGAGAGCCGUGUCUACGCCGAGGAUCCCUACAAGUCUUUUGGUCUCCCCUCCGUUGGACGUCUGUCUCAAUACCAAGAGCCCCUCAACCUCAGCAAUGUCCGUGUGGACAGCGGCAUCCAGGAGGGAAGUGACAUCAGUAUCUACUACGAUCCCAUGAUCUCUAAGGUGUGUGAUUAUUGGAUAUAA
Molecule: messenger RNA, 318 nt
Organism: Notothenia coriiceps (black rockcod)
Lineage: Eukaryota; Metazoa; Chordata; Actinopteri; Perciformes; Nototheniidae
Product: propionyl-CoA carboxylase alpha chain, mitochondrial-like
Exons: 3
Coding region: 61-318 (85 amino acids)
Cellular component (GO): mitochondrion
Molecular function (GO): propionyl-CoA carboxylase activity
Source: RefSeq, a predicted model, not a curated record